GUCCCGGCGACUGUCGAGGCAGAGGAGAGUGUCGCCAGGGCAGCUGUAUCUGCCAAGAUGGCUAUGCCGGGGAGGACUGCGGGGAAGAAGUGCCAGCCAUUGAGGGCAUGAGGAUGCACCUCCUGGAGGAGACCACGGUGCGCACAGAGUGGACCCGAGCUCCAGGCCCUGUCGAUGCCUAUGAGAUUCAGUUUAUCCCCACGGCAGAAGGAGGGAGCCCUCCAUUCACAGCUCGGGUCCCCAGCUCUGCCUCUGCCUAUGACCAGAGAGGACUGGCUCCUGGUCAGGAGUAUGAGGUCACUGUCCGUGCCCUUCGAGGAACCAGUUGGGGCCCUCCCGCCUCUAAGACCAUCACCACCAUGAUCGAUGGUCCCCAGGACCUCCGCGUGGUGGCUGUGACACCGACCACACUGGACCUCAGCUGGUUGCGUCCCCUGGCUGAAGUGGACCGAUUUGUGGUGUCCUAUGUCAGUGCUGGCAACCAGAGGGUGCGGCUAGAAGUCCCCCCUGAAGCCGACCGGGCCCUAUUAACUGACCUGAUGCCAGGCGUGGAGUACGUGGUGACUGUCACAGCGGAGCGGGGCCGGGCAGUCAGCUACCCGACCUCUGUCAGGGCCAACACAGCGCCGGCCCCCUACCGUUACCCGGAGGUGCGCCCCCCGGCCGCGCAGCCCCAGCCCCGGCCGCGCCCCGCCCCCGCCUCGUGGCCUCCGCGGCCCUCGCCGCCGCCAGAGCCAGAGCGCGAGAAGCCGAGUCCCGGGCCACCGGUGCCUCAGCCUCCUCGGCGGGCGUGGGGCAACCUGACUGCCGAGCUGGGCCGCUUCCGCGGGACGGUGCAGGACCUGGAGCGCCACCUGCGGGCCCACGGCUACCCCCUGCGGGCCAACCAGACCUACGCGUCGGUGGCGCGCCACCUCCACGAGUUCCUGCAGCGGCGGCCAGCGCCCCCGGGCCGCCCGGCCUCCCCACCGCGCCGCGCGCACCCCGCGGCCAGCCCAGCUCCGGGCACCUCAAAGCGGGACUCCAGCCCGGGCAGUCCCGCGCCCCGCCACCCCAAGCCCGAGGUGUUGGGCAGUUCGGCCGACGGUGCACUCCUCGUGUCCCUCGACGGGCUCCGCGGCCAGUUCGAGCGCGUGGUGCUGCGCUGGUGGCCUGAGCCGCCUGCAGAGGGCCCAGGCGGGGAGCUGAGCGUGCCUGGCACCGUGCGCACCGUGCGCUUGCCGGACCUCAGGCCCGGCACAACCUACCACGUGGAGGCCCACGGGGUGCGGGCGGGGCGCACCUCCAAGUCCUACGCCUUCGUCACCACCACAGGGAACACACCCUUGGGGGCUACAGACGAACCUCCUCCUGCAGGCUCCUCCACAACUCAAGGAGUGGAGGCCCGUGUGGUACAGCGGCCCCAGGAGCUGGCAGACCUGAAGGUGCUGGGCCGAGAUGAGACAGGGCGCCUGCACGUGGCCUGGACUGUCAAGCCUGACACCUUUGAUCACUUGAGGCUGCACCUGCAGGUGCCGGAGGGGGCUGGGGCGCACGAAGAGCUGCUGCCGGGAGAUGCCCACCAGGCUCUGGUGCCCCCACCCCCUACCGGGGCCCCCUACACACUGUUGCUUCACGGGAUCCUUCCAGGGGGCAAGGCUUCUGUUCCCAUCACCUACCACGGCACCAUUGCUCCAGACAAGGAGUCAAAGAAGGCCCCCGGCACACCACGCCUGGAGGAGCUGACGGUGACCACCAGCGUGAGCCCUGACUCCCUGCUCCUGCACUGGACAGUCCCGGAGGGCGACUUUGAUUCCUUUGUUAUCCAGUACAAGGACAGGGGCGGGCCCCAGGUGCUGCCUGUGGAGGGGCCGCAGCGUUCAGCCCUCAUCACCUCCCUGGAGCCAGGCCGCAAGUACAAAUUCAUCCUGUACGGGCUUGUUGGCAAGAAGAGGCACGGCCCCUUGGUGGCUGAAGCCAAGACCUUACGUUGGAACGAACCCAGCCUGGACAGCCCACCCCGCCUGGGAAAACUAUGGGUAACAGACCCGACUCCAGACUCCUUGCACCUCACCUGGACUGUCCCCCAGGGCCAGUUUGACUCCUUCCUGGUGCAGUACAGGGACAGGGAUGGCCAGCCUCAGGUGGUGCCCGUGGAAGGGCCCGACCGCUCCGUCACUGUCUCCCUGCUGGACCCUGGCCACCAGUACAGAUUCUCUCUAUUCGGGGUUGCCAACAAGAAGCGAUACGGGCCCCUCAUAGCCAACGGCACCACUGCCCCAGAGAGGAAGGAGGAGCAACCUCAUCCAGAGCCCCCUGAGCAGCCCGUCCUGGGGGAGCUGACAGUGACUGGCGUGACCCCAGACUCCCUGCGCCUGUCCUGGACUGUGGCCCAGGGCCCCUUUGACUCCUUCGUGGUACAGUACAAGGACGCACGGGGGCAGCCCCAGACAGUGCCUGUUGGGGGUGAUGAGAAUGAGCUCACGGUUCCUGGCCUGGAGUCCAACCGGAAGUAUAAGAUGAACCUCUACGGACUUCGUGGCAGGCAGCGUGUGGGCCCGGCCUCUGUAGUGGCCAAGACGGCCCCACAGGAGACUCCGGACCCCACAGAACCCAGCACAGAGGCCCUGCAACCUGCUGAGGAGCCACGACUCGGGGAGCUGACGGUGAGAGGCGCCAGCCCGGACUCCCUGAGUCUCUCCUGGACGGUCCCCGAGGGACACUUCGACCACUUCCUGCUCCAGUACAGGAACGGGGACGGGCAGCCCAAGGUGCUGCGGGUACCCGGCCACGAGGACCAGGUCACCAUCUCGGGGCUGGAGCCUGACCACAAGUACAAGGUGCACCUGUAUGGCUUCCACAGCGGCCAGCGCGAGGGACCCGUGUCUGUCACCGGGAUGACAGCUGCAGAGGAGAGCCCCAGACCCCUGGAACCCAGCACAGAGGCCCCAGAGGUCUCCAAAGAGCCGCUCCUGGGGGAGCUGACAGUGACAGACACGUCCCCGGAAUCUCUGACCUUGUCCUGGACCGUGGCCCAAGGCCACUUUGACACAUUCAGCAUCCAGUACAAGGAUGAGGACGGGCGGCCGCAGGUGCUGCGUGUGGGGGGCGAAGAGCGGCAGGCCACCGUGCGGGACCUGGCUCCGGGCCACAAGUACAAGAUGAACCUGUACGGGCUCGGCCGGGACGGGCGCGUGGGCCCGGUGUCCGCUGUGGCCACGACCGCUCCAGAGGAGGAAGCUAUGACCACUCAAGCGGUGCCUACCACGACCCCCGAGCCACCCCGAAAGCCACACCUAGGGGAGCUGAUGGUGACAGGCGCCAGCCCGGACUCCCUGAGCCUCUCCUGGACGGUCCCCGAGGGACACUUUGACCACUUCCUGAUCCAGUACAGGAACGGGGACGGGCAGCCCAAGGUGCUGUGGGUACCCGGCCACGAGGACCAGGUCACCGUCUCGGGGCUGGAGCCCGACCACAAGUACAAGGUGCACCUGUAUGGCUUCCACAGCGGCCAGCGCGAGGGACCCGUGUCUGUCACCGGGGUGACAGCUCCAGAGGAGGAGAGCCCCAGACCCCUAGAACCCAGCACAGAGGCCCCAGAGCCCCCCAAGGAGCCUCUCCUGGGGGAGCUGACAGUGACAGACACGUCCCCGGACUCCCUGAGCCUGUCCUGGACAGUCGACCAAGGCCACUUCGAUGCAUUCAGCAUCCAGUACAAGGAUGAGGCCGGGCGGCCGCAGGUGCUGCGUGUGGGGGGCGAAGAGCGGCAGGCCACCGUGCGGGAGCUGGCUCCGGGGCACAAGUACAAGAUGAACCUGUAUGGGCUCGGCCGGGACGGGCGCGUGGGCCCGGUGUCCGCUGUGGCUGUGACCGAUCUGCUCCCAGCAGCCCCGGUCACUGAGCCCCCUCCGGACCCACGCCUGGAGGACCUGACGGUGACAGACGUGACCCCUGACUCUGUGGGCCUCACGUGGAAAGUACCUGAGGGUGAAUUCGACUCCUUCGUGGUCCAGUACAAAGACAGGGACGGGCAGCCCCAGGUGGUGCCAGUGACUGCAGACCAGCGGGAAGUCACCGUCCCUGGCCUGGAGUCCUCCCGCAAGUACAAGUUUGUGCUGUUCGGGAUCCAGGAUGGGAAACGUCGCAGCCCAGUCUCCGUGGAGGCAAAAACAGUUGCCCAAGGUGACACCAGCUCGGAGGCCCCACCCAGCCUUGGGGAGCUGUGGGUGACGGACCCCACCCCAGAUGCCCUACGCCUGUCUUGGACAGUCCCUGAGGGCCACUUCGACUCUUUCGUGGUUCAAUUCAAGAGCAAGGACGGGCCCCAGGCACUGCCUGUGGAAGGCCACAUGCGCUCAGUCACUGUCUCCUCACUGGACGCGGGCCGCAAGUACAGGUUUCUCCUGUACGGCCUCCAGGGCCGGAGGCGCUUUGGGCCCCUCACUGCUGAUGGCACCACAGAACCCCUGAGAGCUGUGGAUGCCCCUGGAGAGCCGCGCCCCCCGAAACCUCGCCUAGGGGAGGAGCUGCAGGUGACUGACGUGACUGCAGACUCCGUGGGCCUCUCGUGGACGGUCUCCGAGGGCCAGUUUGAUUCCUUCGUGGUCCAGUUCAGGGACAGGGAUGGGCAGCCCCAGGUGGUGCCCGUGGACGGCAGCCUCAGGGACAUCCGCGUCUCAGGCCUGGACCCCGGGCGCAGGUACAAGCUGCUGCUCUACGGGCUGCAUGACAGCAAGCGUGUGGGGCCCCUCUCCACCAUCGCCAUGACUGUGUCACAGGAGGAGGAGGAUAAGUUCUGGAAAACCCCCAUCACAACCGCUGAGCCGCCCCUAAAGCCACACCUGGGGGAGUUGGUGGUGACAGGCGCCAGCCCGGACUCCCUGAGCCUCUCCUGGACGGUCCCCGAGGGACACUUCGACCACUUCCUGCUCCAGUACAGGAACGGGGACGGGCAGCCCAAGGUGCUGCGGGUCCCAGGCCACGAGGACCAGGUCACUGUCUCAGGGCUGGAGCCCGACCACAAGUACAAGGUGCACCUGUACGGCUUCCACGGUGGCCAGCGCCAGGGACCCAUGUCUGUCACUGGGAUGACAGAUAUAGAGAGGAGUGAGCUAAGAACCACAGCCCUGGCAGAGCCCUCCACCACGACUUCCCAGCCGCCCUCAAAGCCACGCCUGGGGGAGCUGACGGUGACAGGCGCCAGCCCGGACUCCCUGAGCCUCUCCUGGACAGUCCCUGAGGGACACUUUGACCACUUCCUGCUCCAGUACAGAAACGGGGACGGGCAGCCCAAGGUGCUGCGGGUACCCGGCCACGAGGACCAGGUCACCAUCUCGGGGCUGGAGCCCGACCACAACUACAAGGUGCACCUGUAUGGCUUCCACAGUGGCCAGCGCGAGGGACCCGUGUCUGUCACUGGGGUGACAGGCCUAGAGGAAGACACACCAAGCACUCCAGAACCCAGCACAGAGGCCCCAGAGCCUCCUGAGGAGCCACGCCUGGGGGAGCUGACAGUGACAGACACAUCCCCGGAAUCUCUGACCUUGUCCUGGACCGUGGCCCAAGGCCACUUUGACACAUUCAGCAUCCAGUACAAGGAUGAGGCCGGGCGGCCGCAGGUGCUGCGUGUGGGGGGCAAAGAGCGGCAGGCCACCGUGCGGGACCUGGCUCCGGGCCACAAGUACAAGAUGAACCUGUACGGGCUCCGCCGGGACGGGCGCGUGGGCCCGGUGUCCGCUGUGGCCACGACCGCACCCAAAGAAGUUGAGGAGGAGGAGGAGGAGACGCCCAGCCCCCCAGAACGCAGCACAGAGGCUCCGGAGCACCCUGAGGAGCCGCUUCUGGGGGAGCUGACGGUGACAGACACGUCCCCGGACUCCCUGAGCCUGUCCUGGACAGUGGCCCAGGGCCACUUCGAUGCAUUCAGCAUCCAGUAUAAGGACCGGUCUGGGCAGCUGCAGGUGCUGCGUGUGGGGGGCGAAGAGCGGGAGGCCACCGUGCGGGAGCUGGCUCCGGGGCGCAAGUACAAGAUGAACCUGUAUGGGCUAGGCCGGGACGGGCGCGUGGGCCCGGUGUCCACUGUGGCCACGACCGCUCCAGAGGAGGAAGCUAUGACCACCCACGCGGUGCCUACCAUGACCCCUGAGCCACCCCGAAAGCCACACCUGGGGGAGCUGAUGGUGACAGGCACCAGCCCAGACUCUCUGAGCCUCUCCUGGACGGUCCCCGAGGGACACUUUGACCACUUCCUGCUCCAGUACAGGAACGGGGACGGGCAGCCCAAGGUGCUGCGGGUACCCGGCCACGAGGACCAGGUCACCAUCUUGGGGCUGGAGCCCGACCACAACUACAAGGUGCACCUGUAUGGCUUCCACAGCGGCCAGCGCGAGGGACCCGUGUCUGUCACCGGGGUGACAGCCCCAGAGGAGAAGAGACCCAGCCCCCUAGAACCCAGCACAGAGGCCCCAGAGCCCUCCGAGGAGCCGCUCCUGGGGGAGCUGACAGUGACAGACACGUCCCCGGACUCCCUGAGCCUGUCCUGGACAGUCGACCAAGGCCACUUCGAUGCAUUCAGCAUCCAGUACAAGGACGAGGCCGGGCGGCCGCAGGUGCUGCGUGUGGGGGGCGAAGAGCGGCAGGCCACCGUGCGGGAGCUGGCUCCGGGGCGCAAAUACAAGAUGAACCUGUACGGGCUCGGCCGGGACGGGCGCGUGGGCCCGGUGUCCACUGUGGCCGUGACUGCCCCCCUGCCCACAGAGCCCCCGGUGGAGCCCCAGCUGGGGGAGCUGGCUGUGGCUUCUGUGACCUCGGACACAGUGCAUCUGUCGUGGACGGUGGCCCAGGGCCCCUUCGACUCCUUCCUGGUACAGUACCGGGAUGCGCAGGGCCAGCCCCAGACAGUUCCUGUGAGUGGGGAUCUCCGCGAGGCCCGUAUCCUGGCUCUGCACCCAGCCCGGAAGUACAAGUUCCUGCUCUUCGGACUCUUGGGCGGGAAGCGCCGUGGCCCCAUUUCAGUGGACACCAAGACCCUCCCUGACGUGAAACCCACACCCCGCCUGGGGGAGCUGAUGGUGACUGAGCGCACCCCUCACUCCUUGGGGCUCUCGUGGACCGUCCUUGAGGGCGAAUUCGACUCCUUCGAGAUCCAGUACAAGGACAAGGAUGGGCGGCCCCAGGUGGUGCCCGUGGCUGCAGACCAGCGCAGCAUCACCGUGCCCGGCCUGGAGCCAAGCAGGAGGUUCCAGUUCCUGCUCUACGGCCUGGCAGGCAGGAAGCGGCUGGGCCCCAUCUCUGCGGAUGGCGUCACAGCUCCCCUUGAGAAGACCACACCGUCCCCUCCCCGCCUGGGGGAUCUGGCCGCCAGCACAGAGACCUCAGACACCCUGCGGCUGACCUGGACAGUGGCCCAGGGAUCCUUUGACUCCUUCCUGGUCCAGUACAGGGACUCAGAUGGACGGCUGCAGGUGGUGCCUGUGGCCGCAGACCAGCACGAGGUCAUCGUGGAGGGCCUGGAGCCAGGCAGGACAUACAGGUUCCUGCUAUUCGGGCUCGCGGGAGGACAGCGCGUGGGCCCCGUCUCUGCUCUGGGGGCCACAGCCCCAAAAGAGGACGCCCCAGACCCAGAGCACCCCGAGUCCCAUGAAGCCCCUCGCCUGGGGCUGCUGGCGGUGACUGAGGCCACGCCAGACUCCCUGCGCCUGUCAUGGAGCGUUGCCCAGGGCCCCUUCGACUCCUUUGUGGUGCAGUAUGAGGACACAGAUGGGCAGCCACAGGCCCUGCUAGUGGACGGUGACCAGAGCAGGGUCCUCAUCUCUGGCCUGCAGCCUGGCACUUCCUACAUGUUCUUUCUCUAUGGGCUCCAUGGAGGGAAGCGCUGGGGGCCCGUCUCGGCGCAGGGCAGCACAGGACCACCUCCUGCUGGUCAGACCCCCGGAGACCCGGGGCCACGCCUGUCCCAGCUAUCGGUGACUGAUGUGACUACCAGUUCCCUGAGACUCAACUGGGAGGCCCCACUGGGGGCCUUUGAUUCCUUCCUGCUCCGCUUUGGGGUGCCAAUGCCAAGCACCCUCGAGCCACAUCUGCGUCCUCCGAUGCAGCGGGAGCUGAUGGUGCCUGGCUCUCGGCGCUCAGCUGUGCUCCGAGAUCUGCGACCUGGGACCCUGUAUAGCCUCACUCUGUACGGGCUGCGUGGGCCUCACAAGGCUGACAGCAUACAGGGGACUGCCCGGACCCUGAGCCCAGUUUUGGAGAGCCCCCGGGACCUUCAGUUCAGCGACAUCCAGGAGACAUCAGCCAGAGUCAGCUGGACACCACCACCAUCCAGGGUGGACAGCUUCAAAGUUUCCUACCAGCUGGCAGAUGGAGGGGAGCCACAGAGUGUGCAGGUGGAUGGCCGGGCCCACACCCACAGCCUGCAGGGGCUGACCCCGGGUGCGCGUUACGAGGUGACUGUGGUCUCCGUGCGGGGCUUUGAGGAAAGCGAACCCCUCACAGGCUUCCUCAACACGGUGCCCGACGGUCCCACCCAGCUGCGUGCGCUGAACCUGACUGAGGGAUCGGCCCUACUGCACUGGACGCCGCCGCAGAACCCUGUGGACAAAUACAGUGUCCGAGUUACAGCUCCAGGGGCCCCUCCGCUCCAGGGCUCGGCCCCCGGCAUCGCCGAGGACUACCCACUGCACAGCUUGCUGCUGCACACCAACUACACGGCCACUGUGCGUGGCCAGAGGGGCCGCAACCUCACCUCGCCAGCCAGCGUCACCUUCACCACCGGCUUGCAGGCCCCCCAGGACUUGCAGGCCAAGGAGGUGACGCCACGGACGGCCCUGCUCACCUGGACUGAGCCCCCAGUGACCCCCACAGGCUACCUGCUCAGUCUGGACACCCCUGGCGGGCAGACCCAGGAAAUCCUGCUCCCGGCUGGGGUCACCUCGCACAGGCUUCUUGGCCUCUUCCCCUCCACCCCCUACAACGCGCGGCUGCGGGCUGCGUGGGGUGCGAGCCUCACGCCGCCGGUGUCCACCUCAUUCACCACGGGGAGCCUGCGUGUGCCCUUCCCGAGGGACUGCGGCGAGGAGAUGCAGAACGGAGUCGGCGCCUCCAGGGCCACCACCAUCUUCCUCAACGGCAACCGCGAGCAGCCCCUGAGCGUCUUCUGUGACAUGGAGACCGACGGGGGCGGCUGGCUGGUGUUCCAGCGCCGCGUGGACGGGCGCACGGACUUCUGGAGGGACUGGGAGGAUUACGCGCACGGCUUCGGCAACAUCUCGGGAGAGUUCUGGCUGGGCAAUGAGGCUCUGCACAGCCUGACGCAGGCGGGUGACUACGCCAUGCGAGUGGACCUCCGGGCCGGGGACGAGGCCGUUUUCGCCCAGUACGACUCCUUCCGGGUGGACUCGGCCGCGCAGCACUACCGCCUGCACCUGGAGGGCUUCCACGGCUCUGCAGGCGACUCCAUGAGCUACCACAGCGGCAGUGUCUUCUCCGCCCGUGACCGCGACCCCAACAACCUGCUCAUCUCCUGCGCCGUCUCCUACCGCGGGGCCUGGUGGUACAGGAACUGCCACUACGCCAACCUCAACGGGCUCUACGGCAGCACAGUGGACCACCAGGGAGUGAGCUGGUACCACUGGAAGGGCUUCGACUUCUCAAUCCCCUUCACGGAAAUGAAGCUGAGACCGAGAGGCUACCGGCCCCCUGCCCGGGGAGGCUGAGCGGCCGCCACCUCUCGCGCCCAGCACUAAUGCCGAGCACUGAGGGGUCGCGCCCGAGGAGCUCCGGGAGGCCUUCUCUGCCCGCGAUCUCACAGCACCAUGUUUACAGGGGGGAGGGAGGGAUUUGUAUGGGAGCAAUAAAUGAGAAACUGAG
Messenger RNA from Octodon degus (degu), 9846 nucleotides. RefSeq names its product tenascin-X. The record is from RefSeq and is a predicted model, not a curated record. Gene Ontology annotation, molecular function: protein binding. Bases 108 to 9692 code for a protein of 3194 amino acids. NCBI's taxonomy places the organism in Eukaryota, Metazoa, Chordata, Mammalia, Rodentia, Octodontidae. The transcript is spliced from 40 exons.